Penicillium olsonii is the source of this 2127-nucleotide messenger RNA. NCBI's taxonomy places the organism in Eukaryota, Fungi, Ascomycota, Eurotiomycetes, Eurotiales, Aspergillaceae. The record is from the annotation of a GenBank genome assembly.
AUGGCGACCUUCCCACCUUUGAAUAUUCCGCCAGAGCUCCUCCAGGAGCUCUCAAAAUACACCACCCCAACGGGGCUUGCCGAUUAUGCCGCCCUAGCAGUCCUCGGCGGGCUCGGUGCAACAUACUUAUCGAAAGGCCGACUAUGGGAUAGGCCAGACCCGCUGGCCUAUCUCAUGUAUGAGCGGCCCCAACUGAAGAAUGGCGGACAAGCUGGGUCAGCCAACAAGGAGACUCGCAACAUCGCCCAGAAGAUGGAAGAAACAGGGAAGAACAUCGUGGUCUUCUGGGGAUCCCAGUCUGGUACUGCCGAGGGCUUUGCUCAUCGUCUGGCCAGGGAGAUAUCGAUUCGCUGGGGCCAGGAAGCAAUGACGGCUGACCUCUCUGAUUAUGACCCCGUCACCAUCAGUGAGAUCCCCAUCGCCAAAUUGGCGAUCUUUGUGGUUUCGACGUAUGGUGAAGGAGAUCCCAGCGAUAACACUGCCGAGUUUUGGAGCUGGAUUUCCAAAGCCAGCGAUGUAUCGCUCUCCAACUUGCGGUAUGCUGCUUUCGGGUUGGGAAACACCAACUACAAGUUCUACAACAAGGUAGUCGAUGUUGUUGUCGAGGGCCUGGACAAGCUUGGUGCUGGAGCUCUGAUGCCCGUCGGAAAGGCCAACGACGCAGAGGGAGCGACUGAGGAAGACUUCAUGUCGUGGAAGGAGGAUCUCUUUGCCGUUUUCAAGGACAAACUCGGAUUCCAAGAGGUUGAAGCCAAAUAUAUCCCGAGCCUGAAGGUCGAAGAAGACGAGUCCCUCGAGCCUAUCGACUUGCACCACGGCGAGCCAAGCAACCGAAAUGAAGCUCCCAAGGCCGCGGCUCAAUCUUCAGCUGUCCGCACAUUGAGCAUCUCUGAAUCCAGAGAACUGUUCAAUUCCUCCGACCGCCACUGUCUUCACAUGGACGUCGACUUGUCCAGCCAGCCAGAGAUGAGCUACAAGACUGGUGAUCACCUCGCCAUCUGGCCCGGAAACCCAGAUGUCGAGGUUGAACGUCUACUCGAUGUCCUCGGAAUCUCCUCGCGUCGCGAUAUUCCCCUCAUAAUCAAAGCUCUUGAUCCAGCAACAAAGAUCACCAUCCCCACCCCAACCAGCACCAUUGCCAUCUUCCGGUACUACCUAGAGAUCUGUGCUCCCGUGAACCGCGAUACCAUUCGGGAUCUUGCGCAGUUCGCACCCACCCCAGAUGCUAAGGCAUACCUUCUCCGACUUGGUCAGGACAAGGAUACGUACGCCAACUUCAUCACAUGCACCCACAUCAACCUAGGACGACUACUGCAGCUGGCAUGUCCCGAAAAGGUCUGGGAUAGUAUUCCACUUUCGUACCUAGUGGAGACUCUCUCGCACAUUCGACCCCGAUUCUACUCCAUCUCAUCAAGCAGCGUGGUAUCGCCCCGCAAACCAUCCAUCACAGCCAUCGUGUCAACGACUUCUCUUCCUGAUAACCCCGAUGAGCUCAUCCACGGUGUCACCUCGAACUAUCUUCUUGCCAUCUCCCAACAAGCCCGCUCCCAACAACAUCCCAGCGGAAUCACCUACCAUCUGAAUGGGCCAAGCGAUGCCCUUCAAGGCGGCAAGGUCUUCGCCCACAUCCGCCGAAGCAAGUUCAAGCUUCCCGCUCUGGGGAAGACCCCUCUCAUCAUGGUUGCCGCGGGAACUGGUAUCGCGCCUUUCCGGGCCUUCAUCUCGGAGCGUUGUCAAGUGCUGAAGAUUGGCAAAGAGGUUGGUCCUAUGAUUCUAUUCUUUGGAUGUCGGAACCCGGAGGAAGAUUAUAUCUACCGGGAUGAAUUGGAGGAAAUGCAGACUGCGUUGGGUGGCCGUUUGCGAAUCGUCACUGCUUUCUCUCGGCAGCAGGGUACACCGCGCCGAUACGUUCAGGACCGGGUUGGCGAGCUGGAGGACGACGUGGUCCGAAUGAUUGAUGAGGGUGGUAAUUUCUACCUGUGCGGUCGGGCUGGUAUGGCUCGUGAAGUGGAGAAGGUUGUUGGCAAGACCAUGAUGAAGGUCAAGGGAUGGAGUGAGGCUGAAGUCAAUGCCUGGAGCAAAACGAUUAAGAAAAAGAAUAAGUGGCAGGAAGAUGUUUGGGGGUAG